Molecule: messenger RNA, 2952 nt
Organism: Scomber scombrus (Atlantic mackerel)
Lineage: Eukaryota; Metazoa; Chordata; Actinopteri; Scombriformes; Scombridae
Product: mucin-2-like
Exons: 5
Coding region: 61-2952 (963 amino acids)
Source: RefSeq, a predicted model, not a curated record
UGUCCUGCUCAGAUUAUAGUUAUUAUAUAAAUAUCUCUCUUUUUUAAAACUCCAAAUAUCAUGGCUGCUGUAUUAUUGAGAAGAGGACCAGGAUUAUGUGUGAGAUGUAUUCACAGGGAGUUGUGCAGAGUCGUGUGGAGGCCACAAGCGGCUCUGUUCAGCUCCAAACCAUCAGACAGAAAACCACCACGCAAGACACACAUCAGUAAGAAAACACAAAAAGCAAAACCUCAGCCAGCGUUGGAUGUCAACAAACUCCUGGAGCAACUCUUCUCUCAGAAGAGGCCAGACACAGCGCCUCCUGCUGGUAAAGCUCGACCUGCCCAAGCCUCUUCCAUGUCUACCAAACCUCGUGCCUCCUCCUCUUCCUCCUCCGUGAAGGUCCCCACCUCAAGUGUUCCUCCUGCUGCUUCUAGUCUUCCCAAGGAGAAUAUAGCACCAGUUUCCACAGAAUCAGAAUCAGCUUCUCCAACAAAACCAAAGACUUCUUUUUCCUCUGAAACACCUCAGCAGUCUUCUCAGGUCUUUACUGCUGAUGCUGUUUCUAAUGUGACUGUUGCUACAACCACGAACUCCAGCACAACUCCUGCACCAGUAGCUCCACCAAAAUGUCAAACUUCAGCUGAAACAGUAGAAAGCAAAGCAGCUGCAGAGCCAGCACUGUCCUCCUCAUCAACCUACAUGAUAAAGACAAACGUGGAAACAUCAUCUUCUGCAGCUGUUGCAAUCGAACCGUUAAUAGAAACUGCAAUAGAAUCACCAGUAGAGGCUAGUCCUGGUCCUGGUCCAAUAAACCCUACAGUAGAUGCUGCAGCUGAAGAGGUACAGACCAAAAGCAUUGACUCUGGAGCUGUUGACGCCUCACAAACCACCACAGUAAAACCCUUAAUAGAAACUGCAAUAGAGUCCCCAGUAGAGGCCAGUCCUCCUCCUGUAGAAGCACUAGAAACUAGCACUGCUGUUGUUGAUGGUCCAGUAGAGCCUAUAGUAGAUGCUGCAGCUGAAGAAGUACACACAAAAAGCAUUGACUCAGGGGUUGUUGCCACAGUAGAACCUUUAAUAGAAACUACAAUCGAGCCAUCAGUAGAGGCCAGCAUCUCUGCUCUAGAAACAGCUGAAGCUCAAGUAGAAGCUCUGGCUGAAGAAGUACGAACCAAUAGCACAGACAUAGGAGAGAUUAACCUUUUACACACUGCCAACGAAGAACCCUUAAUAGAAACUGCAGUAGAAGCAUCAGUAGAGUCCAACACAUCUGCUCUGGGUAUGCUAGAGAGUAGAGCUGCUGUCCCUGAAAGUACAAUAAAGCCAACAAUAGAUGCCGAAGCAGAUACAGCAGCUCAAACACUACAACCCAGCAGCACAGACUCAGCUCCUGUUAAGCUAUCUACCAAAGAAGAACCCUUAAUAGAAACUACAGUAGAAGCAUCAAUAGAAACCAGCAGAUCUCCUCUAGAGAGUAGAGCUGCUGUUGCUGAGACGGUAGAAACUGCAGUAGAUGCUUCAGGUAAAGAAGUACGAACCAGCAACAGCACAGACUCACGAGCAAUUGACUUCACACAGACCUCAAAAGUAGAACCCAUAAUAGAAAUUACAGUAGAAUCACAAGUAGACACCAAUCCUCCUCCCGUAGAAGCACUAGAAACUAGAGCUGCUGCUGUAGUUGGCGGUACAGUAGAGCCUAUAGUAGAUGCUGCAGCUGAAGAGGUACACACCAAAAGCAUUGACUCUAGAGGGAUUGACUUCACACAGACCGCAAAAGUAGAACCCUUAAUAGAAACUACAAUAGAGCCAUCAGUAGAAACAAGCACCACUGAUUUGGAAAUAGCAGAGAGUAGAGCUGCUGUUGCUGGACGAAGAGUAGAAAUAACAGUAGAUGCUCCAGGUAACGAAGUUCGAACCAACAGCACAGACUCAGGAGUGAUCGACUUCACACAGACAGCAAAAGUAGAACCAUUAAUAGAAACUACAAUAGAGAGUACAGCUGCUGUUGCUGAAGGUCCAGUAGAGCCUAAAGUAGAAACUGGAGUAGAAGAAAGCCUUUCACAUGCUGCCUUAAUCCAAACUGUGCAAGAAUCAGCAGCCUUGCCUUUGAUAAAUGAAGUCAAAUCUACAGUCGAAUCAUCCUCAGGAAAUGUUGUUGUUGAGGUCGCUGAAGAAAUGAAUUUAGAGGCCGUAACUUUAAAUUUAGCGAAGGUUUUAGUAAAGUCUUUAAAAACCGACGAACUCCUGCUAGCGAAAUCAGAUCUCGACGAGAAAGCAGAGAAACGACUCCAGGAGCUGCUGGUCCAGACGGGGGUCGGAGCCGAACUCAAAGCCGCCGCUGAAACCGAAAACUCGACCGAAACUUUAACCGAAGUUCUCUCAAAAUGGGAAACUCUGUCCGAAGAUCUUCACGAGUUAGAAGGUGAAACUGGUAUGUUGGUGAAAGAGAUUCUCUGUCAUGUUCCCGCCGUGCUCUCCGAAACUUCUACCAGCGUAGAGAAAUCGAGCAAAGAAGACGAAGCUAUGACGCUGGAAUCGAUAACGUUAGCAGACGUCCAAACUGAAGUCCGAAGCCUUGAGUGUGAAGCUCUGCAAGAAACGAGGGACGCACUCCAGAACAAAGCUGACGGACUCGCUAAAGAGGAGAAAAUGGAGGGUAAGAUGGAAAAAGAGGAUGUUGCUGAUCUCGAAGGCACAAUAGAGGCUGAAAUGUUAGCGCUAGAUUCCAUCUCCGAGGCCGUAGACGCGUUAGAAGCCGAGGCGUCUGUCUUCCUGGAGUCUAUGUUCGGUUCUGAGCAAGGACUGACGCAGCCACUUGACGCUUUACUCAUCGAGAGGAAAGAAGGUGAAGCGAUCGUUCAGGAGGCAGAAAAAGAGUCCAAAGAGCAGGAUGGAAGCGUUUUGGAGGCCAUGAGUCUGGAGUCUGUGACGUUGGCUGAAAUCGAGGCGUCUUUCGGAACAGGAAGCUGA